Electrophorus electricus (electric eel) is the source of this 4040-nucleotide messenger RNA. It is a transcript of the gene tubgcp5, whose product is annotated as tubulin gamma complex component 5. The record is from RefSeq and is a predicted model, not a curated record. Gene Ontology annotation, cellular component: gamma-tubulin complex; microtubule organizing center; spindle pole. NCBI's taxonomy places the organism in Eukaryota, Metazoa, Chordata, Actinopteri, Gymnotiformes, Gymnotidae. Gene Ontology annotation, biological process: cytoplasmic microtubule organization; mitotic cell cycle; meiotic cell cycle. Gene Ontology annotation, molecular function: gamma-tubulin binding; microtubule minus-end binding.
UCAAGCGACAAGAGCGAGAACUGGGAUUCCAUUUAUACCAGUGCGAUAUAAAUUAAAAAAAAACCCUAGUUAGCAUGAGUUCAUUAUAUCGAUUCAGUGGAACCUGAGGUGUUGAGGUUAUUCGCAAUGUAGUUUUCUAGCUAGAGGUUAAGUUGCAAGCGAGAUAACUAAAGCUAAAAUUAGGUUGUUGGUAACCCACUAUCUAGUCUAGCUAGUUAUGUCAGCUACUACCAAGUUCAACAGUUAGCAUAAGUAGCUAGCUAGCUAGUUUUAAACAGUUAAAGGUAGGCAUCAUAUGUGGGGAGGCGACAGAUUAGUAAAGGUAGAGGUAAUUUAUUUUGAAUUUAAGUUGGAUCGCUAGAUAGCUAACCUAGCUUUUUAUUGUAUAAUUUUGCAUGACUAGUGGUUGAAGUAGUGCCCGACCGUUAGACGCGUUAGCUAGCCAGCUGACUAGAUCACUCAGGAUAAGAAUGGCACACUGGACCAAAUUCGAAAAAGAACUGGACAAAGAGGUGAGGAAACUUAUAAUGCACUUGAGUGGAAUUCCAGACGAAGAAGACCCAAAUUUCCAAAUGGCUCUCAAAUUUGCUUGGUCAAAUUUCAGGUUUCACCAUUUUCUAGAUGUGAGCAGCCAUAAAGUACAGCUCUCAAUAAAUGGAAUCUAUGAAAAACUUAUGGUGCACUCUGACUUAUGUAAAGCAGACAGCUGGAUGAGACUAACUAAGGAAUUCCUGAAUUCACCUCUACCUAAUACUGAGGGCACCAUGACUGAUAUCCACCACAGUAUCCUGGCCUUAUUACUCUUUCUGUCUGAUUCACCUUCUAAUACAAAUUACAGUGAAAGGCCCCGCCUGAAAGAAUCAGAAAAAGAAGACAGUUUCGACUGGGCUAAAUAUUUAAUGGAAGGGGAAGACAUUGACAUUGGUCCUUUUCCAGACACUCCAGAGUGGUCAGAAGAUGAGAGUGAGGAGGAGGAAAGUCAGCAACUCCUCAGCAGAGAGGAUUCUGGGAUACAGGUGGACAGAACACCACAGGAAGAUCAGGAACAGACCAGUAAGACAGUGCAAGUGACGUGGACUGUGGGUGAACCGGAUGCCAGGGCUUGGCUGGAGCUGCAAGUUGUGACACCAUAUUGGGUUCCUCACUCACCCCGUUUUCCACACAGCCUCCAUCUUCAUUCCAACCUGCUCAAUGUUUGGGAUCAACAUCUGUACAACACUGACCCACUCUACCUUCCUGAAGAAAAGGCUUUUGUCACAGAAACUCAAGUAAUUCGGGAGACUUUAUGGCUCCUAUCAGGGGUAAAGAGGCUUUUCAUAUUUCAGCACCACGACGGCAAAGUGAGCGUGAGGAAUGAUGUGGUUGUCACCCACUUGACCAGUAAUUGUCUGCGCUCAGUACUGGAGCAUGUAGCAGCCUAUGGCCAAGCAGUUUUCCGCCUCCAGAGGUUUAUUGAUGAGGUUACUGGCCACAGUGCAGAGCCAUGUCCUCCUGGGCUCAACUCCUCCUCAUCUUCCUCUUCUUCCUCCCGGAAGAGCUCAGAGCCCCCAUUCAGAACCUAUCAAGCCUUUGUGUGGGCACUGUAUAAAUACUUUGCCAGCUUCAAGGAAGAGAUCACUGCCAUUGAGCGAGAUAUCAUUGGCAAAGAUGAAACGGUAACUUUGUCCUCUGUACUGGAACGCCUCAGCCUGCACCUGUCUCAAAUCACUGUGCUGCAUAGGGUUUUCUGCACGGGGGUGGCUGAAGUCCCCCCCGCCACCCCAAACGUAGUACGUGCCUCACACUUACUCAACACCCUCUACAAGGCCAUCAUUGAGUAUGACAGUGUGGGUGAAGCUUCAGAGCAAUCUGUGGCGCUCCUUUUCUCUCUAUGGGUAGAAACAGUCAGGCCAUAUCUUGAGAUAGUGGAUGAAUGGAUUGUUCAUGGACAUUUGUUUGACCCAGCCAAAGAGUUUAUAAUCCAGAGGAACAAGGACGUACCGGUGAACCACAGGGACUUCUGGUAUGCCACCUAUACACUGUACAGUGUGUCGGAGACAAUAGAGAGCGAGGAGAGGCUGAGUGAGGCAGCCAGCGGGAGCUCGGGGGGAGAGCAGAGCUCCAGCAGCAGACAGCAUACCAUGGUCUCCUUUCUAAAGCCUGUCCUCAAGCAGAUCAUCAUGGCGGGCAAGUCCAUGCAGCUGCUGAAGAACCUGGACUGCAAGGAGGUCGAACCAGCUGACAGCUCCUCCAGAGAUGCUGAAAGGAAAAGUCUUUAUACGCUCUUCCUGGAAUCAGUGCAGACACGUCUGCGCCGUGGUGAAGAGUCCCCUAUGGAUACGGUAUCUGAGCAACAAGCUACCAAAAGGAGCCUUAUUAAGAUGCAGUCCAUUGUAGCACGCCACCUGGAGCUGGAUGACAUCCAUGACCCCCUGCUAGCUAUUAACUUUGCCAGGUUGUAUUUGGAGCAGAAAGACUUUCAUGAGAAGUUCUCUGGCAGCGACGUGAUUGUGGACCGUUCAUCCGAGUCAGUGACAUGCCAAACGUUCGAGCUCACCCUGCGCUCCUGCCUCUAUCCACACAUUGAGAGGAGGUACAUCGAGUGCUGUGGCAACCUCAUGCGAACUCUCAAAAAGGACUACAGGCUACUGGGAUACCUUCAGGCUAUGAGAAACUAUUUCCUGUUGGAGGCUGGUGAUACAAUGUAUGAUUUCUACACAGCCAUCUUUGACAAGGUACUUGAGAAGGAGAGCUGGCAGCAGCUGGCAUUCCUCAAUGUACAGCUACAGGAGGCUGUGGGACAGCGCCACCCAGAGGACAGCAACCGAUUGUCAAUUUUCCUGGAGACAGUUGAUCCCACAAGGAAGAAACAGCCAAUUAAUAACCUUGAUGGCCUUACUUUGAGUUACAAGGUUCCAUGGCCUGUAGAUAUUGUGAUUAGUUCUGAGUGUCAGAAAAUCUACAAUCAGGUCUUCCUGCUCCUUUUACAAAUAAAAUGGGCUAAAUAUAGUCUUGACACUUUGAGAUUCAGUGACUUGACAGUAGCUGCUAAAAUCCAUGAAGGAGGGCCCUCUGAAGAGUACACUGCCAAAGAACCUAUAAACCAGCAGAUCCACAGGAUGGUGCUACUAAGGGUCAAGCUAAUGCAUUUUGUUAACAGUCUGCACAAUUACAUUAUGACCCGGAUUCUACACAGCACAGGAUUGGAAUUUCAGCAUCAAGUGCAGGAGGCAAAGGACCUGGACCAGCUCAUCAAAAUCCACUACAGAUAUCUGUCCACCAUCCAUGACCGCUGCCUGCUCCGAGAGAAGGUCAGUUUUGUCAAAGAAGCCAUCAUGAAGGUCCUUAAUUUGGUUCUCAUCUUCUCUGACCGAUGGCAGGCUGGCUUUGGAGCAUGGAAAAUUGAAUCUAUUGACAAAAUGGAGUCAGAUUUCAAGAACUGUCACAUGUUCUUGGUGACCAUUCUGAACAAAGCUGUCUGCAGGGGAUCGUUUCCUCAUUUGGAGUCCCUGGCUGUAUCUCUGAUGGCUGGUUUCGAGCAAUGCUAGAAGAUUUUUCACCACAAGCACAGCAUGCUGUCCAGUCUGCAAACCCUGCUAUCGUACUGUAUGACUACAUCUGUGCUUUUUGUUGUUUUGCUUGUCUAAAACAAGAAGUCUGACUUCAUGGUACAUGGGAGAUUCACAAUGUCACCAAACAGCCCUUCAGUCUAUAAUUUAGCUUCAUUUAUGUUUAUUUAAGAUGUGGGAAACCAGGUGAAACAUAUGUAAGUUUUCACACUACAGUCUCUUUGCUCUGAGAUGGUUUACAUUCUGUUUUUCACUUGAGUGAAGUCAAUUCACUUUUAAGUCAGUUGCAUGGUCAAUGUUGAGUCCUGUAAAACAAAACAAAAACUCACAAGAAUGUUAAAUAUCUGGUGCAUUAUUCAGUGAAACUGAAAUAAUUUGCCACAUUUAACAUAGACAUAAGUAUUUAAUAUAUCAUCUCAUUCUUAGCCUUUAUGUAUUUAGUUUUUUUUCACUGCCAAUUUGUGCACAAUAAAUGACACAAGGCUAAAAAUA